Molecule: messenger RNA, 1044 nt
Organism: Morus notabilis
Lineage: Eukaryota; Viridiplantae; Streptophyta; Magnoliopsida; Rosales; Moraceae
Product: putative nuclease HARBI1
Exons: 4
Coding region: 1-1044 (347 amino acids)
Source: RefSeq, a predicted model, not a curated record
AUGGCUCACCAUAGGGCCGGCAGCCCAAUGGACUAUGACGCAUCAGACGACGAUAGUGAUGAUCACUAUUUCAGGCGUGUUGUCGCAGCUGCCACUUUGUUAUGCGUCGGAUUUGUGUAUAGAGAACCAUCACGCCGAAGGGAAGCGCAGGACCAUUGGCAGCGCUCGGGCUCCACGGUAUCGGAGUAUUUCUCAAAAGUACUUGAAGCGGUUUGCCAAUUAAAAGUAGACUUCAUACGGCAUCCAGAUUUUACUGCCGUCAAUCCUCACAUAAUUGCAGGUGGGAACAAGUAUUCGCCGUGGUUCGAUGAUUGUGUUGGAGCACUAGAUGGUACGCACAUUCCAUGUGUGCCUCCCCGUGAAACGGCCGAACUUUACAGAAAUAGAAAGGGAUAUUUCUCGCUUAAUGUGCUUGCAGUUUGCUCAUUUGAUAUGAGAUUUACGUACAUGCUAUCUGGCUGGGAGGGUUCAGCACAUGAUGUGAGAGUACUUGCGUCCGCGUUAGAUCACCCGCGGAAACGAUUUCCGAUUCCGCGACCAGGAAAAUUCUACCUCGUCGACUCAGGCUACGCAAACAACGGAUGUUUCAAGGCACCAUAUCGGGGAACAACAUACCAUUUGCAAGAGUAUAGGAAUCGACGGGGUAGAGGCUUCCGCAGUGGACGUGAAUUGUUCAACUACACGCACUCCUCCCUGCGUAAUGUAAUCGAAAGAACAUUUGGUGUAUGGAAUGCCAUAUUUCGUAUUUUGAAAACCAUUAACCGUUACCCCAUUGAAAAGCAAGUUAAGGUUCCGGUUGCAUGUGCUAUAAUUCAUAAUUUUAUCCAUAUGUACCGUAAUGGAGAUAGACUAUUAGAUCAGUACUCACAGGAUGGCGUUCCGGUUGCUGACAUUGAUCUACAGAAUGUUGAAGAGGAUAUCAAUGACAAUAACAACCACGAAGGACAACCAUUGAAUAAUGAACCGGAACUGGAGAUGAAUGCGUUAAGGGAUGCAAGAGCGCAUACAAUGUGUGCAGUGUACCGUAAUCGUCGUACGGGCUAA